Molecule: messenger RNA, 1473 nt
Organism: Hypanus sabinus (Atlantic stingray)
Lineage: Eukaryota; Metazoa; Chordata; Chondrichthyes; Myliobatiformes; Dasyatidae
Product: telomerase Cajal body protein 1-like
Exons: 6
Biological process (GO): Cajal body organization
Cellular component (GO): Cajal body
Molecular function (GO): RNA binding; protein binding
Source: RefSeq, a predicted model, not a curated record
GCAGGAAAUGCCUGCUUCUUUCCACCUCGGUCAGUGAAAGAGAGUAUUGCACACUUGCACCAACACUUCAUCUGCCCAUUUGAUUGUGCAUUUCCGAGGUUGCUUAUUCUCCUAACCUCCACCCACCAGUGUGUGUACUAUGCUUAUAAGGGUUCAGUCUUUAAACACUGGCACCACCGUUCCCUUCACAGCCUGGCCAGCAGCAGCCGUGAGAAUCCCAUCCACAUCUGGGACGCCUUCUAUGGAGACCUGCGGGCUACCUUCCGGCCGUACAACCACUUGGAUGAGCUGACAGCCGCUCACUCCCUCUGCUUCACACCCGACGGCUCACAGCUCUACUGUGGCUUCGACAAGAUGGUGCGGAUCUUUGAGACUUCUCGCCCAGGCCGGGAAUGUGAGAAGAGGCCGACCAUGACAAAGAAGCAGGGCCAAACGGGCAUCAUCUCGUGCAUCGCCUUCAGCCCCGAGCAGGACCUGUACGCCUGUGCCUCCUACUCGAAGACGGUGGGGCUGUACGCCCGAGACGAGGGGACUGUGCUGAGUAUCCUGCAGGGCCACCAGGGAGGGGUGACGCACGUGGUGUUUUCACCCGACGGGAACCUGCUGUACUCCGGGGGCCGGAAGGAUCCAGAAAUCCUGUGCUGGGACAUCCGACAGCCUGGGAAAGUGCUGUUCUCCAUGUUGCGCUCAGCAACCACUAACCAGCGAAUGUACUUCGACGUGGAGCUUUACGGCCGCUACAUCGUCAGUGGCAACACGGAGGGUUCGGUUUCCGUGUGGGAUGCCACACAGCCGCCAGACGGCUCUGUGCUCGACCCAGUCCUGCAGUUCCACACACAGCAAGACUGUGUGAACGGGGUUGGCUUUCACCCCUACCUGCCCUUGUUGGCCACGGCCUCGGGCCAGCGCAAGUUCCCAGAGCCAACGGAAAGUGAAGAUGAAGGCGACGGAGUCCUGAUGACCCACCGUUACACCAGGGCCGAGAACUGCAUCAAGCUGUGGCUGUGCUCGGCUGCGGGAGGCAACAGGAGCGGCUUGCAGCCCGAGACUUCUGUGCUGGACAUGCAGUGACACCAAGUCCGUUACUGCCCCUCCCUCCCCAUCCUACCCUGCCCCCCCUUCCCUGUCCUCCCCUCUCUCUCCCGUCCUACCCACCUCCCCACCUCCCCGGACAGGCAGCAUCUAUUGAGAGAAAUGUGAACAGCAGGCAUCUUCAUCUGGUCCAGAAACGUCUAACUGACCAUUUCUCCCUGGCACGUUGAGUUAGUGGGAUUUUGCAUGAUGCUCCAUGUACCAGUGUCUGUAUAUUGUUAUGUAUCCUUAACCUUACCCUCACCCGCACCCCAUUUUUCCAGCCUCCCCGGUCAUCUCACUGUGGGAGUUCCACGUGCUUCCCCACUCGGACUGAAUCAGGAUCUAUUCUAGUGAAAGGAUCCCCUUCUCCCCCUUACCCACCCCCACCCCAGCAAAACC